Messenger RNA from Nicotiana attenuata, 630 nucleotides. Its product is annotated as serine/threonine-protein phosphatase 7 long form homolog. The transcript has a single exon. Lineage: Eukaryota; Viridiplantae; Streptophyta; Magnoliopsida; Solanales; Solanaceae. The coding region runs from base 1 to 630 and encodes 209 amino acids. The record is from RefSeq and is a predicted model, not a curated record. Gene Ontology annotation, biological process: meristem maintenance; meristem development.
AUGGAGGUUCCCUAUGUGCAUCCCGGACCUGCAUCUCGAGAGCUACUAUUCUUACAGGGCAACCAUAGGUCUUCACACAUCUGGGAUGGACAGUGUCUGUCCCAGAUAUUCCGCCCUAGACAUAUAGAUGAUAUGUGGGAGUUCAUUAGGGGCCACCCACUGCAUCCUCGUAUAGUUAGACGCCUUCAGGAUACGGGUUUUUACAGGAUCAUAGAGAUUGGCCGGUUGCAGUUCAACUGGGCGUUGAUCACUGCUAUUAUAGAGCGGUGGCGACCGGAGACACACACGUUUCAUCUACCCUCGGUGAGGCUUGAGGACGUGGAGGUUCUUUUCGGGCUGCCUGUUGAUGGUAUACCUAUAGCUUACCCACAUUCUCUUAGAGACUAUAGGGGAGAGGAUUACCUUCAUAUGUUACAGCGGCUCACCUAUUUCCAGCCAGCGGAGCCGACUGCAUUGAGUGGGGCCAGCCGAUUACAGCUGAAGCCCAUUCGGCAGUAUCUGGUGGCGAUGGACGUGGAGAUUACGGAUGAUUCACCGCCAGAGGAUAUCGACCGGCAUACAAGACUGUUCCUGCUGUUGAUGUUUGAUGGUAUACUGUUCCCGGACACUUCGGGAAACCUAGUCACUUGA